AUGUCCACCGCCUUCUCCUACCAAGACUGCAUCGCCGAGGUGGACGAGUACCUGGUCUCCGCGUCCGUGAGCGACGACGAGCCGGCGCUCGCGCUGCACUGGGACCAGAACGCGCUGUCGCAGUUCGCGGACGCCGCCAACGCCAACGCCGUGGACGCGGGCGUGGCCAUGCCCGAGUGGCUCUCGCAGCCGCGCGGCAGCAUCACGCCCGACUCGGUCGUGGACGACAUGAUGGCGUUCCUCGCCACCAAGGCCGGCGGGCGCUUCGGCCGCGUGCUGCUGGCGCCCAACAGCGUCGUGCAGUUCGGCCAGCUCUGCGGCAUGUUCGCCUACAUCGAGAACGACGCGUUCGUGCGUGCGGCGGCCGACGGCGCGAGCCUGGGCGACGGCACCACGCUGGCCAAGGUCUUCUGCGUCACAAAGGGCAGCGCGGCGGCCGCCGUGCCCAUGGAGUUCCCCCCGCGCGAGAACCAGAGCCGGCGCCUGUUCUCAUGA
Messenger RNA from Phytophthora sojae, 495 nucleotides. RefSeq lists its product as hypothetical. The record is from RefSeq and is a predicted model, not a curated record. Bases 1 to 495 code for a protein of 164 amino acids. NCBI's taxonomy places the organism in Eukaryota, Oomycota, Peronosporomycetes, Peronosporales, Peronosporaceae. The transcript has 2 exons.